Molecule: messenger RNA, 915 nt
Organism: Trematomus bernacchii (emerald rockcod)
Lineage: Eukaryota; Metazoa; Chordata; Actinopteri; Perciformes; Nototheniidae
Gene: gra
Product: granulito
Exons: 7
Coding region: 220-582 (120 amino acids)
Source: RefSeq, a predicted model, not a curated record
UUGAAAAUCCCUUACCGGAAGUCAUGGUUUUCUCUUGACCACCAUGCCACCUGUGAUGUGAGCAGGAAAACGUCCACGCCGAGGGAACUUUUUUGAACUGCAGCCAGAAAAAAACACAAUGGUAACAUUGAGUGGCUGGAAAAGGUGAAAUAUCACUAGCUUUUUAGCAAGUGGACAAAAAUGAAAAAUUGCCUCUGGUAACAACUCAGUGACAACAGGAUGGAGGUUUCCAGGAGAAGAAUCCUCCAGAAGCAUCUGGAGCCAGCCAGACCACUGCGCCGCUGCGUCCCUGCUGACACCGAGCCCAACAUAAAUGCUGCUACGUGUGCACAGGCACUGAGGGCUGAGGAGGAGCAUGAGACUCCUAUUGGAAUUGAGCAGUUCUGCAAGAUUGUUAACCUCCACAAAAAGAAAGAAGUAGCUAGAAUAUCUUACAGCAGAGAUGUUCUACUUGGUCUUUCAAGUUGUCCUGAAGCCAAGAAGAAGCCGCCAUUCUUGCCAGAGCAUCCCAUAGUCCUAAUGGAAGCUAGAGAUUUUGGGCCCCUAACGCAUCAUGAAAUGAGGUGGAAUGGAGGAAAUUAAGACAUGGUGGCAGAAAGGCUUCACUCACCUUAACACAUUUGCACAGGGGUUGAAAACCCAAAAACUGUUAUUUUUCUUUUUUCUUAUUGUUCUGGGUGAAUUUAAUUUAACAUUUCUUAUCUAUUACAUGUUUGUUCUUUUUGGAAUGAGACAGUUUGAAGUGAAAUUGUACCAAGAUAUAUGACUAAAUGCCACUUUAUUUGCCUAAGUAUAAGUACUUCAUCGUAUUUACCGUGAGAUUUUGACUAGAGUGAAGUAUUUACAUUUUGUAAAAAUGUUUUAAAAAUAUAUGAAUGGCUACUAGACCGCUGAAUAAAAUAUUGUUUGGCGAAA